This is a messenger RNA of Gordionus sp. m RMFG-2023, 1459 nucleotides long. RefSeq lists its product as uncharacterized. Lineage: Eukaryota; Metazoa; Nematomorpha; Gordioida; Chordodea; Parachordodidae. The transcript has 5 exons. The coding region runs from base 124 to 1236 and encodes 370 amino acids. The record is from RefSeq and is a predicted model, not a curated record.
UGAAAUCAUAGAAGAUGAUAAUAUUAUUGAAUCACCCUUUCUUCUGUGAGUGAAAGAAUAACAUUUAGAAAAUAGUAUUAAUAGUGGAAAUGAAAAUAAUUCGAUCAAAUUCAAAUUUGAAAGAUGUUAAAUUAUAUAAAUUUUUUAGAAAAGAUAAUUCUGGGAAAACAUGUAAAAUAUAUCUCCAGAUAUUUCCCAAUUCUUCAAGCACAAGACACCACGGGGGACAAUUUGCAUCAAAUUUUAAGCUAUCAAAUCAUCAAAGGUUUUUGCAAACUUUUCCUGUUUAAGAGAACUGCCGAUUUCUCCUUAUUAAAAAUUUUGAUCUUACUUAGUUCUAAUACCAUUGAUAAUGAAGACACAACACGCAAGACAGUUAAGAACCAGAGCCUUUUGAUACAAAAAUUUUUAGAGAUAUUUUCUUAUAAUACCAAGUUAAAUCAACUUUUUGUGACGGCGGUAUGUUGCGAUAUUUUAAAGGACCUUGUAUUCCUUGACAUACCAACUCAAAUAUCCAAGACUCCGAAUGUAAUGGGUAAUAAUGAUGAAGAUGGAAAUCUUAAUGAUCCCGAGAAUAAUAUGGAGGUGAAUAUCCUUUCAAAAUAUUGUAAUGAAAAGGAAUUAGACAAAAUUAGUGUAUACUCUAUUCAAAUUUUGCGCUUGGUGAAUAUCGAAAAUUUACUGAAGUUUAUAUCCGAUAUAUGCAAUCCUGAUAAAUUAAAGCCCGAAACAGAAUCUGUACACCAUUCUUCUCCCGUCAUAAUAAACACUCAACUUUCUCCCCACGGGUAUUUAGCAGAAACCCUGAGCCAACAUAUGAUUCACCUGAACCAGCUUAUAUUGGAUACCGAUUACCCCGAGGUGAUGGGUGCCAAUGCUAUAGAUGAAUAUGUUGAGAAAUUAUCUACGAAUCAUAUCGAUAAUGAUGAAUCCCUAAAUAAUGUAGAUUCAACUUUAACCGAGUCUAAAACACACAAUGCCACUUUAACCGAUGCACUAAGUACCACUUUAACUGAAAUCCGAAGUGCCAAAAAGUCUAAAAACGUGCUCGAAGAUUACCUUGAUAAAAUUACUCUAAGAUCCCUCGCUAAAUUUUUGAGUAACUUAAACUUGAGCCGGGAUGCAUUUAAUUGCCUCAUCAAAAUUAAAGAUGCUUGGGAAAACUUAGAUAUAGAACAUUUUAACGACAAACAAGCAAAGAAAUGGAUUUUAAAGUUUGUGACCAGUUUUAAUUAAAGUCUAAUCAAUAAAUAAAUCAAACCUUAUUCCCCCCCCCACCCCCCACACACACAUGAACGAAACAUUUAUUAUUAGAGAGGAAAAAAACUAUUUAUUAAAUUAUUUGUAAACAUUGUUAAUAUUUAGUAAUUACUUAAUACAUAUACAAAUUAGAAAUCUAAUAUGAUAUUAUUCGCUGAAUAUAAAUAAUGUAUUAUUUGAUAUUUAGAAGAAAUAAUAA